UAAGGUUGCAUACAAUUGACACUUAUGGUUUGAUUCUUCCUUAGACCCCACGCAUAACUAGAGAUUAGUACCACAACGUCUGAUCAAAUAUGUGCAGGUCAUCCUUGUUUUAUGUAUAUUCAACAACAACAACAAACCCAGUAUAUUCCCACCUAGUGGGGUCUGGGGAGGGUAGAAUGUACGCUGUUCAUACCACUAUCUCUAAAGAAGUAGAGAGACUGUUUUCGAUAGACUCCCGGCUCAAGAUAUAGGACAAUAAACAAAAACAUCCAAAGCAUGAAACAUGAUAAACCUAACAUAGAUACGACAUCCACAAAAAUAAAGUAGAUUACCAAUCAAAAGACACCAAAGCCCACCUAACUACUGACUACGAUUCAACCACCCACCUUAUCCCUCUAUCUUAGUAUUUUUCCUCCAAACCUUCCUAUCCAGGGUCAUGUCCUCAGUGAGUUGUACCUUGUUUUAUGUUCAUUAUUUUAGUCUUAAGUUGUGAUCUCAAGGGCGAUAAAAAUUGUUGCGUUAUUUUUAACUAUGCAACGUUGAGAUUUCUGAUUGAUGUUUUCGUAACAUAAUGAACUGCAGUGAUUUCUCCAAUAGACGAUUAGAAAGUAAGAUCCCUGAGAACUUUGGAGACCUUCAAUAUUUAAAAAGCUUCUAUUUGAAUGGAAACAAGUUGCGUGGAUCAAUUCCUGAAUCAUUUAAAAAGCUGGCGAGACUAGAGAAUUUUUCUCUCUGUGAUAACUCAUUGGAAGGACGCAUUCCACCUUUCCUUGGUCAGAUGACAUCUUUAAAAAGCAUAUAUUUGUGCAAAAACUUCUUCGACCAAACAAUUCCUCCAGAAUUAGAUUCUCUCCCAUCUUUGGAAUAUUUAGAUUUGGGAAAUAACUUUUUAUCAGGGAAAAUUCCGAAUGAGUUGGGAAAUAUUGAGAGCCUGAUUGAAUUGUACCUCGUUGAUAAUCAACUCUCGGGUGUACUCCCGGACCAGCUUGGAAAUCUUGUGAAUCUUGAAGUGUUGAACUUUCAGAACAACGAAUUUAUUGGUCCCUUGCCGCCGAGCUUCAAGAGUUUGAAUAAACUGACAUACUUCAAUGUGCAAGGGAACAACCUCUAUGGAGAAAUCCCAGAUAUUUUCGAGCAGUGGCAAGAUCUCCGUAUCAUGAAUCUGAUGGGGAAUAGUUUUUCUUCACCUUUGCGUGGCCAAUUCUCGAAGCUGAAGAAUCUAGCAGAACUGCAUAUCAGUGACUUAAUUGGAGGAAGCUCGUCGUUUCCAGAUUUAUCUGGAACGAAAAUUUUGAGAGUUUUAACAUUGAGGAACUGCUUAAUAGCUGACCGCAUCCCCGUUGAGAUAUGGAAUUUACCUGACCUGCAGUAUCUGGACUUGAGUUUCAAUAGUUUGUUUGGUGGAAUUCCACAAGCUGUUGACAACUCGCUGAAUUAUAUAUUUCUAAGAAAAAAUAAUCUCAAUGAGACAAUUCCAGCUUGGAUGAAUGCUACUUCAUACGUGGAUGUUUCAGAAAACCUUUUCAGAAAGGUGAGCAUUAGCCCCGGAAAGACACCAAACCCUAACUUGAAUCUGUUCAAGUGCUGCUCCAAUGAAACGGAUGAGGUUGCAAAGCGGGACCAAGUUGAUUUCAAUUGUACGAAAGGAACUCAGUUUUAUGACCAUUUGUAUAUAAACUGCGGUGGUGAGUCUGUAACAGUUAACGGAAGAGUUUAUGAAGCUGAUGUAAAUCCACGUGGUGAAUCAACUUUCUUUAAUAGAUCAAAUUGGGGCUAUAGUAGUAUGGGAAACUUCUUAUGGGCACAUCGUAUGGUAUGUACGACGUGAAGCUUCACUUUGCUGAAAUAUCUAGUCGCAAUAAUAAAGAUUCGCAUAGCAAAGCAGGGCGACUCUUUGAUGUAGAUAUCCAGGGAGAUAACAAGCUGAAAAACUACGACAUAGAAAAA
Molecule: messenger RNA, 1947 nt
Organism: Capsicum annuum
Lineage: Eukaryota; Viridiplantae; Streptophyta; Magnoliopsida; Solanales; Solanaceae
Product: probable LRR receptor-like serine/threonine-protein kinase At1g53430
Exons: 19
Coding region: 572-1828 (418 amino acids)
Molecular function (GO): protein binding
Source: RefSeq, a predicted model, not a curated record